AUGUCUUCUUCACACACGCCAUCUCGGCGUUCGAAUACUCGAGAUGUGCUACUUCGUACAUUUGACCUAGGAUUUACGGCGUUCGGUGGACCCCCAGCUCACUUUCAGAUCUUACACAAACGAUUUGUGGAGGGCAGCGGGAGACCCUCAUUGAUCAGCGAACAGACGUACCAAGAACUAUUCUCGAUUUCUCAGGCGCUCCCUGGUCCAGCCAGUACCAAAAUGACUUUUUGUAUCGCUUUUCUUCGUGCUGGAUUCCUAACUGCUCUUGGAGUAUUUCUCAUAUGGAGUCUCCCCGGUGCGGUCGGCAUGUACGCUCUCUCGCUUGGAAUCGAAAAGGUCGACGAAGUUCUCCCUAGCCCAGUGUAUGCCCUUUUAUCAGGCCUUAACGCAUCCACGGUUGGAAUCAUUGCGCUCUCUGCUGUUCAGCUGGCCCGGAAGGCCAUCACUGACCCUUUGACCCGGCUAUUAGUCCUGUUAAGUGCAUGUGCUGGAUUAUGCUAUAAUGCGCUGUGGUACUUCCCUACAUUAAUUGCUAUCGGAGGGUGUGCAACUCUUGUCUGGGACCAUUUCCUCCGUGGGCGAGUCGGGCGUCUAGUGGCUAAAAUGAGGCGCCCAAGCGGAGGUCAGCCAGCAGUAGUGGACGAAGAAGCUGAGGGAAUCCCUAUGGAUGCCCUUCCAACGCAAAGCGCCGCGUCCGUCAAGUCGAGCGGGUCCGGAGGGGUUGGGGCUGCUGCUAUCCCGGAAACUGACCGGAAUGAUGAUUCCGUUUCUUCGUCGACUACUAAUUCCUCCGAGCAUAAAGUUCCCCUCAAACUCGGUCUUCUCAUCAUCGUUGGCUUUUUUGCAAUAUUCACGACGCUUAUGGUCCUGCGAGGCACACUUCGUGCGCCUCCUCUCCCUCUUGAACUAUUCAUAAGCAUGUUCCUCGCUGCCAUCAUCCAAGCAUUUCCCGGACCGAAUUUUAAUUUUGCUGUUUAUCUUGGCGCACUCGCCCUCCGUUCGACCAAUAUCCCAACAAUAGUUGGUGCUCUACUCGGGUUUCUGGGAAUAUUCUUUCCCGGAAUCACGCUCUCUCUAGGCUUCCAAUCUAUCUGGAGGGUGAUGCGUUCCAACCGUUUUGUGACUUCGUUGCUAAGAGGAAUCAAUGCUGCGGCUGUGGGGCUCGUCUUCACUGCCGUACAUCGACUUUGGGAGAUUGGAUAUGUGAAACCCGAUGCGGCGCGGGGUGUAUCGCUUGGGAGUGAGCCGUGGUGGGUUGUGGUGGCCGCAUCAGUAUAUGUUGGAGUGGAUUCCUUUGAGAUCCCAACACCCUUGGGAAUCAUGGGCGGAGGUCUCAUGGGGCUGGCGUGCCUGGAUCUCGCAAGAAAUAUUAAUCAACAGGAAAUCGCCCAACUAAACAUAUGGGAGCCUUGGUUCAAGAGUGCCCCUACGAAUCAGACCGUGCACCGUGUUAACCUUGCCAAGGCCUGGAACAUCAGUCAAGGCAGUCGAAUCUUGGAGAUUGGAUGCGGACAAGGUGAUUGUACGGUUGUUUUGGCCUCAGCUGUUGGCGAUAGUGGGCAUGUGACGGGCGUCGACCCUGCACCGCUAGACUAUGGUGCUCCCGCUACGCUAGGACAAGCCCAAUCACACCUAUUGAAAUCAAAAAUUGGACACCGGAUGUCAUUCGUUCAAGCUGACCCAAUCGAGUUUCUCAAGCUGGGAGAGAAUCACGAUACGUUCGACACGGCUGUGCUAGCGCAUUGCACAUACUACAUGUCUUCACCCACCGUCCUUCUCAACACUUUCCGCGCACUGUUCAAAGUCCCGAGCAUUAAACGAGUCUGCGUUGCCGAGUACGCAUUGAGCGCAUCGAACAUAGACGGAUAUCCUCAUGUGUUAGCCGUUUUAGCUCAGGCGAUGAUUGAAGUUCAUAAGGAUGCCGAAAAAUCAGAGUCGAAUGUUCGGACGGUUUUGGGCCCUGAAGGAAUUAGCAAGUUGGGAAAGGAGGCAGGAUGGUUAGUGUCGAGAGAGGGUAUGAUUGUUCCUGAGAAAGAACAAGAGGAUGGGCGAUGGGAAGUAGGCGCGGUUUUGGAAUACACUGAGGUGGAGAUUGAUAGGUUGAUUCUGGACGAGCGAGAGAGAGCCGUGAUUAAUGGUAUGAAGGGAUCCAUCUCGAGGUCGGUUGAAGAACUUGGUGGAGUUAAAAACGUUCGGACUAUGGAUGUCUGGUGGACCGUAUUAAAUAGACCGGAAUAG
Molecule: messenger RNA, 2241 nt
Organism: Rhizoctonia solani
Lineage: Eukaryota; Fungi; Basidiomycota; Agaricomycetes; Cantharellales; Ceratobasidiaceae
Product: chromate ion transporter
Exons: 7
Coding region: 1-2241 (746 amino acids)
Biological process (GO): chromate transport
Molecular function (GO): chromate transmembrane transporter activity
Source: RefSeq, a predicted model, not a curated record